Molecule: messenger RNA, 1107 nt
Organism: Cucurbita pepo subsp. pepo (vegetable marrow)
Lineage: Eukaryota; Viridiplantae; Streptophyta; Magnoliopsida; Cucurbitales; Cucurbitaceae
Source: RefSeq, a predicted model, not a curated record
CAUCAACCUCAAGGUGUUUUAAAAGUUUAGCCCAACUCUCCAUCCUUUUAAGACUAUUCCUUCUUUGAGCUCUAAUGGCCUGUUGCUGAAAUUCAAAUCCCUUCCGCGUCCUCCACCUUCCUCUCUUGACCUCAUGUAAAUCGAUUUCUAAAUUUCAUUUCAGUUCUUAACUCUGUUACUUUUUGUUCAUCAAUUAAUCGUAUUUGAUUUCGUUUUUUGAUUGAAUGUAAUUAUCUAUCUAUGUGUUCUUGUUGUUCAUCAAUCGUACCUGGUUUUCUCUUGAUUGGAUUUGUAUCUCUGUGAUUUUCCGAUGAAUCGUUUCUUCUGGAAUUUGGACGAACAUGUCGAACAUUCCGACUUCGAUUUCUGAAAUCUGCCUCUCCAUGUCCACCGCCGAUCCUUGGCCGUUUUCUCAAUCGUUUUGAUGUUCUUGAUUUUCCUCUUUCUGCUCUUCGGUUUUUCCUCGUUUUUAUCGCCGCGAUGAGACGAAUCAGAGGAUUGAAACUCGGCAAACACAUCCGGCGGAUCUCGAAUUGGAUUCUCCAGAUACGACGGCGGAGGCGAUCUGGAUACUCCUCGUUAUCCUCCGGACGUUCAUCCAAGCCGAUCGCCAGGCUGUUAAGUUGGGGAAGGCGAUUGACGGACGGAGCGAAAUCGAUCUGUUCGAGUAGAAAGAGAUUGAGUUACGUACCGUUAGAUCGCGACACGGAAGAGAAAUCCACAGUGGUUCCGAAAGGUCACUUGGCCGUCUACGUCGGCCAGAACGACGGCGAGUUUCACCGAGUUCUGGUGCCGGUGAUCUACUUCAGCCAUCCUCUGUUCGAACAGCUUCUGAAAGAGGCAGAGAAGGAGUACGGAUUUCAACAUCAAGGUGGAAUCACAAUUCCUUGUCCGUACUCCGAGUUCGAGAACGUUCAAUCAAGAAUUAAGUCCUGUUCCCCUCGCCGGAGACCGCCAUGGAAGAAGCUCGGUUGUUACGGACGUUAAUUUGAUUUUCCGAUGACGCCGAUGAUUCCAAAUUCCAGAGGAUAGUGACAGUUAAAGACUUCGCCUCAUUUAUUAGAUAAUUUUUUUUCUUUGGUAAAUUACAUUUUUAGGCAACAUAUA